Messenger RNA from Propithecus coquereli (Coquerel's sifaka), 3669 nucleotides. It is a transcript of the gene PTPRJ, whose product is annotated as protein tyrosine phosphatase, receptor type, J. Bases 1 to 3669 code for a protein of 1222 amino acids. The transcript has 22 exons. Lineage: Eukaryota; Metazoa; Chordata; Mammalia; Primates; Indriidae. Gene Ontology annotation, molecular function: protein tyrosine phosphatase activity; protein binding. Gene Ontology annotation, biological process: protein dephosphorylation. The record is from RefSeq and is a predicted model, not a curated record.
AUGCAGUGGCAGGGGGCAGGUGCCGACCCAGGGAGCUGCCCCAGUGUGGGACGCUUCGGCUGUGGUCCACUCAACUUCAGUUCUUCAGCCACUGAGAUUCAUUUCACUGAUGUGCCGGAAAACGUUUCAGUAGUAAAUGUAACUGAUUUGAGCGGCCGGAUUCACCAGAGUUCCCCACCUGACUCCAACGGGACUAUUUCACUUAGGGAACUUGAGCCUGGGACAUACUAUCAUUUCAGCUUUUUAAAUGGCUCCAGUACCUGCUGUCAACAAGUGCAAACAAAACCCAGUCCUGUAUUUGACAUUGAAGCUGUUUCCAUCAAUCCAACAAAUGUGACCCUAACCUGGAAAAACAAUGACACAGCUGCUUCUGAGUACACGUAUAGAGUAAAGAAUGAGAUGGAACAUUGGCCGGUGAUUUCUGUUGCAAAUCAGACCAGGGCUACCAUCACAGGCCUAAGUCCAGCGACCUCAUACACGUUCUCCGUCACUCCAGGAACAGACAGUGGGACUUGGGGAGAUCCCACGGCUAUAAAUGUCACGACAGAACCUAGUCCAGUUUCCGGUCUUCAUGUUGCCUUCGUUGGUACGAGGAAGGUCGCCCUUUCCUGGAGCAAUGACAAUGGCACCGCCUCCUGCCGGAUGCUUCUUAAAGGCCGCGAGGAGUCGGCUCAACACUUAGCAGUCAAUAUUUCAUGCCUGAAGCCAGGGGGUCAGUACAACAUCACCCUGUAUCUUCCAGAAUCAAACGAGACACAGAGACACGGCCUGCCUACAAAAAGCGGCUUGGAUGCCAACGGCACAGAGCGGGGCCUGGCAGAGAGCUGGCCCCAGCCGUGCAGCAGCCCCGGCGCCCCUGUGCGCAACGAGAGCCUCCUCGGGCAGGCGGACCCGUCCUCUGGCCGGCAGUCCCGAGACACGCGCGUCCUGCUUGCUGGGCUAAAGCCUGGCGCUCAGUACGAGGCCGUUGUUUAUUCUCAAGCAGCAGAUGGCACAGAAGGACAGCCUGAGAACAUACCAUUCAGGACAAAUGCUAGUGGGGUUUUUGACGUCACGGUUGUGAACAUCAGUGCCACAAGCAUGACCCUGACCUGGAAAAUCAGUGAUGACGAGUCAUCCUCCGUCUAUACCUAUGAGAUACGCGUGGCUGGGGAAAACAAGUCCUUCUGUCUCAAUGAGACCGUCAGUGAGACCCAUGCUGUCAUCUCUGGACUCAGCCCGAGUACCCUCUACAACGUCACCGUGCGUGCUGUCUUAGGCGACGCGGAGGGCACACCGGGCUUCCUCCAAGUGUAUACCUCCCCUGGUCCAGUUUCCGACUUUCGAGUGACCAUGGUUGGCACAAGGGAAAUUGGCUUAGCUUGGAGCAGCAAUGACACUCAGUCCUUCAAGAUAAAUGUCACACAGGAUGGAUCUGGAACAUCUUGGGUGAAAACAACCACCAACCAAAGUAUUAUCAUUGAUGGCUUGUACCCUGGAACCAAAUAUCGUUUUGAAAUAUUUCCACAAGGACCAAAUGGGACCGAAGGGGCAUCUCAAACAGUUUACAACAGAACUGCCCCCAGUGCGGUGUUCGACAUCCGCGCCGUCCACGUCUCCACCACCGAGAUGCAGCUGGAGUGGGAGAGCGCAGACAGCGCUUCUGAGUACGUCUACCACGUAGUGCUACGGUCCGAGCACGGCUCUAACCGCACGAACACGUCUCACAAAGCGCUCACUCUCCAGGGCCUGAUCCCGGGCACAUUAUACAACAUCACAAUCUCUCCUGAGGUGGACCAUGUCUUGGGGGAUGCCAGCUCCAUUGCGCAGUACACACGGCCCAGCAAAGUGUCCAACAUUGAAAUAAGCACCAACACCACAGCCGCAGCCUUAAGGUGGAAUAACUCUGAUGAAGCCUCUGCCACCUACUCCUACCGCCUUCUCAUUGAGCAAGUUGGAAAUUCCAGCAAUGCCACACAAGUAGUCUCGGCCAUUGGAGUCACUUACGCUGCAGUCGCUGAAUUAACACCUGGCUCAUCUUACAAUGUGGAGAUCUUUGCACGAGUGGGGGAUGUUACUGAAUCACUGGUGCCUGGGAGGGAGUCAUUCUGUACAGAUCCCGCAUCCGUGGCCUCCUUCCAUUGUGACGUGGUCCCCAGAGAGCCGGCCUUGGCUCUCAGAUGGGCCUGCCCUCCUGGCGCCAAUGCAGGCUUCAAGCUGCAGGUCAGCAGCGGGGCCUGGGACAACACGACACACCUGGAGAGCUGCUCCUCCGAGAAUGGCACCGAGUACAGGACGGAAGUCACAUAUUUGAAUUUUUCUACCUCGUACAACAUCAGCAUCACCACUGUGUCCUGCGAAAAGAUGGCAUUUCCUGCCCAAAACACCUGUAUCACUGGCAUCACAGACCCCCCUCCUCCAGAUGGAUCUCCUAAUAUUACAUCUGUCAGCCACAAUUCAGUAAAGGUCAAGUUCAGUGGAUUUGAAGCCAGCCACGGACCCAUCAAAGCCUACGCUGUCAUUCUCACCACUGGGGAAGCUGGUCACCCUUCUGCAGACAUCUUGGAAUACACGUAUGAAGAUUUCAAAAAGGGAGCCUCAGACACUUACGUGACAUACCUCAUAAGAACAGAAGAAAAGGGACGUUCUCAGGGCUCGUCUGAAGUCUCGAAAUACGAAAUUGACGUUGGGAAUGAGUCGACCACACUUGGCUAUUACAACGGGAAGCUGGAACCUCUGGGCUCCUACCGGGCUUGUGUGGCUGGCUUCACCAACAUUACCUUUCACCCUCACAACGGCGGGCUCAUUGAUGGGGCUGAGAGCUACGUGUCCUUCAGUCGCUACUCAGAUGCCGUUUUCUUGCCCCAGGAUCCAGGUGUCAUCUGUGGAGCGGUGUUUGGAUGUAUCUUCGGUGCCCUGGUUAUUGUGGCCGUGGGAGGCUUCAUCUUCUGGAGAAAGAAAAGGAAAGAUGCAAAGAACAAUGAAGUGUCCUUUUCUCAAAUUAAACCUAAAAAAUCCAAGUUAAUCAGAGUGGAGAAUUUUGAGGCCUACUUUAAGAAACAGCAAGCUGAUUCCAACUGUGGGUUUGCAGAGGAAUAUGAGGAUCUGAAGCUUGUUGGAAUUAAUCAACCUAAAUACGCAGCUGAACUGGCUGAGAAUAGAGGAAAGAAUCGCUACAAUAAUGUCCUGCCCUAUGAUAUUUCCCGCGUCAAACUUUCCAUCCAGACGCAUUCAACUGAUGACUACAUCAAUGCCAACUACAUGCCUGGCUACCACUCCAAGAAAGAUUUUAUUGCCACACAAGGACCUUUACCCAACACUUUAAAAGAUUUUUGGCGUAUGGUUUGGGAGAAAAAUGUAUAUGCCAUUAUUAUGUUGACCAAAUGUGUUGAACAGGGAAGGACCAAAUGUGAGGAAUACUGGCCCUCCAAGCAAGCUCAUGACUAUGGGGACAUAACUGUGGCAAUGACAUCGGAAGUUGUUCUUCCAGAAUGGACCAUCAGAGAUUUCACAGUGAAAAGUGUAAGUAAGAGGUCAAGAUGGAGUGGGAACGAGGUCUCUCCCAGUGCCCUGGUCGCUGUCGACCUCGGUCUGGGGGCCUGUCUCCCGACGCUGCCACGCUCCUCACCUCACCGGCACUUUGAUGACGGACUGGACGUGUUAAUGGGUAUUUUAGGUUAUAAGGGGUGA